Messenger RNA from Eimeria mitis, 2568 nucleotides. RefSeq lists its product as uncharacterized. The record is from RefSeq and is a predicted model, not a curated record. The coding region runs from base 1 to 2568 and encodes 855 amino acids. The transcript is spliced from 10 exons. NCBI's taxonomy places the organism in Eukaryota, Apicomplexa, Conoidasida, Eucoccidiorida, Eimeriidae.
AUGCCCUCUAUACUCUUAUCUGUAUCCACAGUGCCUCUAAGUGGGAACUUUACGAGCAGACCCACAGCAGAAAUAACCAACGGCCUGCAGCAGCAGCAACAGCAGCAGCAGAAACAGCAGCAGCAGCAACAGCAGCAACAGGAGCAGCAGCAGCAGCAGUUAACCCGUUGCUGCAACAACAUUCCUAUAGGAGCAGCAGCAACAGCAGCAGCAGCAGCAGCAGCAGCAGCAGCAGCAGCACAAACAACACCAACAACAGCAGCAGCAGAGGCCCCAUUACUGCUGCGCAAAACAAAAUAUCCCUGUCCGCAGCGGCAGCAUGAGCAGCAGCAGCAGCAACGGCAGCAGCAGCAGCAACAGCAGCAGCAGCAGCAACAGCAGCAGCAGCAGCAACAACAGCAGCAGCAGCAGCAGCAGCAGCAUGAGCAACAAAUGAUGGUAUCCACAACAAGCAGCCCGAACUCCUCCCCUGUGGGGAAGACAGAAAGACGGGGCGGUGAUGCUGCAGGAGCAGCAGGAGGAGGAGCAGCAGCAACAACAGCAGCAGCAGCAGCAGCAGCAGCACAUGAGGACUUGCAUGCAGCGCUGCUGCGGCUGCCGCAGCAUCUGCUGCUGUCCACAGGCAUCAGAGAAGCUGUGCUGCAGCCGGGGGUAGCCCCCGAGUCUCUCGUGCGUCGCCACACCACUGCAUGCGACUGCAGCAGCAGCAGCAGCAGCAGCAGCAGCAACAGCAGCAGCAGCAACUGCUGCGCUUGUAUGGCACUCAAUGGAGCUUUUGCUGCUAGACAGGCGUCACGAGGAGCUGCUGCUGCUGCUAGCAGCUGCAGCAGCCACAAGAGGUCUCCUCACCAUCAAAGCAGCAGCAGCAGCAGCAGCAGCAACAACAACAACAGCAGCAGCAGCAGCAGACGCCUGAGCGGCUCCCCGAAAGGGGCAAAGGGGGGGCGCCAUACAGCAGCAGCAGCAGCAGCAGCAGCAGUGAAGCCCCCUGCAUGCGUCAGUGCUGUGCUGCAGCAGGAGAGUCUGCUGCAGUUGCUGCUGCAGCAGAUGCAGCAAUCGCCAGAAGCAGCAGCAGCAGCAGCAGAAAGAGAAGGAGGAGCUCUUGCUGCUUACUGUGUUUAUUGUGCUGGCCAUCUGCUGAUACCGGGAUUUCUUAGAUUAGACAAAGACAGACUUGUAUUCAGAGAAGUUCCCCCUACAAACGCAGGGGCCCAGGCUGCAGGCCGCGGGGGGCAGAUCCCUGAGGUGUACAUACACCUGAGCGACAUAGUUGAGUGUGCAUGCGUGAUGGCUCCCCCAUUAGAUGAUUUGGUUUCUUCAUCAGCAUUUGCUGCUGCAGCAGCAGAAGCAGCAGCAGCAGCAGCAAGACGCAGCAACACAACAGCAACAUGCAGCUAUCUCGAUGCUGCUGCAGCAGAACCACCUUCUUAUCUACAGCUGCUCCUCAAAACUUUGGGGGCUGAGCUGUCCCCCCCAUCGGAGCAGCAGCAGCAGCAGCAGCAGCAGCAGCAACGACGAGGAAGAAAGAAAGAUAAACGUGCAGCAGCAGCAGCAGCAGCAACAGCAACAGCAGCAGCAACAGCAACAGGGUCUGGCGUUCUUACUCCUCGUGAUAGUAUUAGUGCAGCAGCAAGAGAUGAAGUCCCAACGGAGCAGCAGCAGCAGCAGCAGCAGCAGCAGCAAAAACUUUCUCCGCAGAGGAGAGGAUCUAUCGGGGAUUGGCUGAAGGCAUGGAGACACUCCAGCCCCAACGAGGCCCGCUCACCAGAGCUCAAGCAGCAGCAGCAGCAGCAGCAGCAGCAGCAGCAGCAGCAGCAGCAGGAACAGCUUCUGUCUCCAGUUAAGCCGCAGCAAACAUCAACAUCUCCUGCGGAACAGCGUCACAGCAGCACGAGCAGCAGCAACUUUGCUUCAGCAGCAAACAACCGCCGUUUGUUUGUUCUUUUUGGUUUUCUUAAUCGAGCAGAAGCAAACACAUUCACCAGACAACUUAUACAACUCGUUGAUGCCUGGCAGACAGAAGAUGACGACGCUGAUGAUGAUGAUGAGCAGCAGCAGCAGCAGCAGCAGCAGCAGGAGCAGCAGCAGGAGGAGCAGCAGGGUUUCACCCGUGAAGCCCGCAGCUUGACGAUGGUUCCAUGCUCGUCAAAUGCUGUUAUAAAUGCUUGGGAGGAGGCUCUGGAUCGCUCUGCAAAAAUUUCGAUGCAGCAAUCAUCUUCUCCUUACGGGGGCUGGGGUUUUGACGACGAGGAGUUGGCUCCUCAGCAGCAGCAACAGCAGCAGCAGCAGCAGCAGCAGCAGCAGCAGCAGCAGAUGGAUAUAUGGUUGGACGAAGGAGCAGCAGCAGCAGCAGCAGUUGCUGCACCGCAGCAAGAAGAGAUGCGGGGGCCUCGUUGUCUUUCUUUUGCUGCUGCUGAUGCUGCUGCUGCUCCUACUCUCGAUAAACCCCCGGGAGCAGCAGAAUUUGUUACUCCACAUAUUGCUGCUCAGGUGGUUGCUGUGGUUUGGGGUCCUGCUGCUGCUGCUGCUGCUGCUGCUGCUGCUGCUGCUGCUGCUGCUGCUGUUUAG